Messenger RNA from Ornithodoros turicata, 5412 nucleotides. Its product is annotated as NFX1-type zinc finger-containing protein 1-like. The coding region runs from base 217 to 5274 and encodes 1685 amino acids. The transcript is spliced from 4 exons. The record is from RefSeq and is a predicted model, not a curated record. Gene Ontology annotation, molecular function: helicase activity. Gene Ontology annotation, cellular component: nuclear RNA-directed RNA polymerase complex. NCBI's taxonomy places the organism in Eukaryota, Metazoa, Arthropoda, Arachnida, Ixodida, Argasidae. Gene Ontology annotation, biological process: regulatory ncRNA-mediated heterochromatin formation.
AGCGCCACUUGACGGAGUAUGCCGACGAAAUAGGGAGCAGACGGUUGACCGGUCCAUUUAAACGUAAAACGGUUUCUCAUUCGCAGUGUGGGAAUUUGAAGCAGAACAUUCUUUCAGAAAAACCGGGUAACCCACGACUGACGCUUUCGAUGUCGUUUCUUGAUUCCUGGCGUAAGCUGAGGCCUUUUGCAUAUACUUUUACAGGCAGGUAACACAAUGGAGAAUCAUAAAAGGCAGAAGGUGAUGUGGGGUGACCACCGAGGCAGAAGAGGAAGGGGACGCGGUGCUCCGCAGUGGCACGAUGGCCGACGUAGAGAUGGGGAACCCAGGAAAAUGCAUCCGAUGGGCCGGAGAAAACUGGAAGAAAUAAUCGAAAAGGAUCCCACCGAGAUCGUCCUGGACCUGGGUGACAACCCCGGCUUCAAGGAACUCCUGAAGGUCUCACAUUCUCCCAUAAUGGGCCUAGUGUUGCAAGCCUUGCUGAAGGCCAGUCAAAGCCCAAACAGGGCCCUGGUGAUGAAGCUCUUCAGCAACACUGUGAUCGAUGACCAGUUCCUCUUGCGGCUUCUGCAAUACAUUUCAGCCCUUCAGGGAUACUCUGCCGACCCCAGAGAAGCCUUGCUCGGCUUCACCAACGUGGUGACGCUGCUCAAGGUCCUUCGGGACAUUGCCCCGCAUUACGUCCACAGUAACAUAACCAUGCUCCUGCCUUGUCUCGAGUCAGCCAUGAAUGUGCUGCGAGCCAGAGGAUUAACUGUACCAGACUGCCUCCAGGACUUGAUGGAGUGUAAACAAGUCCCUUCAGUUUUCAGAGCUCCAACUGUGUCGACUGCGCCCAACGACUUCAGGGAAAUACCGGUUAUACCGGGCAUCGAAGACAUCCUUACGGAGAGGAAACCAUUCCUGCGACCGAACAUCUUGAACGGUGGUUACGACGACGUCUGGCAUUAUCUAGACGUACAGUUUAGGCUGCUGAGGGAGGAUUUCAUUCGGCCGCUGAGAGAAGGAAUUAGGGAUUAUCUCUCGCUCGAAGGUGGCCCUGCAGAUAGAUUAAAAGAUGUCAGGUUGUACACUGACACGAGGAUUGCUGGCUUUUCCUGUACAGACGCGGGCCUGGUGCAUUAUGUGACCUUCAAGACAGAGAAGCGCAUCAACUGGGAAACGUCAAAACGCUUGUUGACCGGGUCACUCAUUGCCUUCUCUUUGGAUGGGUUUCAAACUAUGCUGUUUGCGACAGUGGUCCAGAGAAAUGUGCAGCUACUGUCGGAAGGAAAGCUUCCAGUACAGUUCUCCGACCUCAGAAAAGUGGCCGACGUUGGACAGGAUAUCCCCUUCGUCAUGAUCGAGACGUCCUCCUACUUUGAAGCAUAUAAGCACAACCUCCUGGCUUUGCAACAACUAACACCUGAUACGUUACCGCUACAGAAGUACAUUGUGGAAGUGAACGUAGAAACCAGGCCUCCACCGUACCUAAGCCAGCUUGCUAACUACGAUUUGUCACCCAUAAUGAAAAACGGAAUGCCUUUCGAAACGACGAAGGUCUGUGACAGGAACAGAUGGCCGUCAAGAAACAACGUCUCAGUGGAUGAAUCCCAGUUUCAGGCCAUCCACGCAGCUCUCACGAGCGAGUUCAGCAUCAUUCAAGGGCCUCCCGGAACGGGAAAGACGUUUGUCGGACUUACCAUAGUAGACAUAUUGCUCCGCAACAAGUGUCUGUGGUACAACUCUUCACCGAUACUUGUCGUCUGCUACACCAACCGUGCACUUGACCAGUUCCUAGAAAGCAUUCUUCAGUUUACUCAGCAGAUCGUAAGAGUUGGUGGUCGUUGCACAAAUGAACAUCUAAUGACUUACCAGCUGGCCGAGCUGCGAAGGACCCACCAGGAACGACGAGACAUACCGCAAAACCUUUAUGUCAACUUGAGAGAUGUCAGGCGGCAGCUGGAACACACCAAGGCACUGCUGAAAGAACGGCAAGCAGCAAUCCACAGGGCAACAAAGUCUGUUCUCUUUCUGGAAGAUCUCGAGGAAGUCGUAGAUCACGACUGCUACGAGAGCUUCUUCGAGCGACCGAAUAUUGACAUAGAAGGAUGGCUCGAGUUCACACCUGGCCAGCCCCCAGAGGCCGCUGACGCUGUUCAGGAGGAGGUAGUAGAAGAAGAGGAAGACGAGGUUGAGUUUCUGGAAGGAAUGAGGGUGGUCGAUGAAGUUGUCCAGCUGAAUGAAGAUGAUGUCUGGAGGCUACAAGGUCAUAGAAAAGGGUUUAGAAAGGAGUUAGAGAAACAUGAGCCAAUGGCCGAAGCUGAAGCUGCAGACGUCACCAAUGUCUGGAGGUUGCGACGGAACGACCGCUGGAGGCUUUAUUCUCGCUGGGUGCAGGACUAUGUGACAAGAGUGAAGACAGGCCUGCAGGAACUGCAGGAAGAAUUUUGCCAGAAGAUGAGUGAGCUCAAAGAACUUCGACAAGUACAGGACCUUAUUGUUCUUAAGUCUGCCCAUGUUGUGGGGAUGACGACAACUGGCGCUGCCAAAUUUCAUUCCCUCGUCGAGCAACUGAGAUCACGUAUCGUCAUCGUAGAAGAAGCCGCGGAGCUGUUGGAAACGCACGUCGUGACGUCGCUGUCGCCAGCAACGGAGCAGCUCAUCCUCAUUGGGGACCACCAGCAACUGAGACCCUCUGUUGGUGUCUACGAGUUGGCCAAGCACUACAAGCUGGACGUAAGCCUUUUCGAACGCAUGCUGAUGAACGGGAUGCAGUGCAGCAAGCUAGAGAGACAGCAUCGUAUGAGGCCCGACUUUGUCCACCUCCUGGUUCCGCAUAUCUACAGGACUCUGGACAACGACGAGUCUGUCCUCAAAUACGAAGACGUCCUCGGUGUUUCGUGCAACCUUUUCUUUCUCACCCAUGACAGGCACGAGUCCGGUGCAGAUGACUCAAAGAGCCGUUCUAAUCAGCAUGAGGGAGAGUUUCUGGCAAAGUUAUGCAAGUACCUGAUCCUGCAAGGGUACGCACCAUCGCAGAUCACCAUUUUGACCACGUACUCAGGCCAGGUGUUUCUACUAAGAAAAAUUGCCAAACAAGAAAUGAUUGCGGGCGUUCGCAUCACGGCGGUGGAUAAUUUUCAGGGUGAAGAGAAUGACAUAAUCUUGCUGUCCUUUGUGAGGAGCAACGCGGAAGGGAACAUCGGAUUCCUCAAGGCAGGGAACCGCGUCUGCGUUGCACUCUCGCGGGCCCGUGAGGGCUUGUUUUGUGUCGGGAAUUUUGAAAUGAUGGCACGGUCCAGUAAAUUGUGGGAAGGGAUUACGUUGACAUUGCAGGCCAAAGCGGCCAUUGGUAAUACCCUCGUCCUCAAGUGUCCGAGGCACCCGGAGCGAUUGACACCCGUUUCAAGCGCAGCCGACUUCCGGAAGGUACCCGAGGGCGGCUGCAACCUCCCCUGCGGCGCGCGCCUCAUCUGCGGACACGCUUGCAGUCGCAUCUGUCACGCUUACGAUGUUGAGCACAAAGAGAUGAAGUGCACAAAACCAUGCGCAAAAAUAAUCUGCGCUCGUAACCACACCUGCAGGCUUAAAUGCUACGAGACGUGCGCUCCGUGCAGAGUACCUGUUGUGACGCAGAUUCCCAGUUGUGAACACUGGGCGGACAUCCCCUGCUCCGUGUCUCCGAGUGACUGGACAUGUCGCAAACCCUGCAUCAAGACUCUCAAGUGUGGCCACCUGUGUCCGGAGCCAUGCGGGUCACUCUGCUCGACGGCCUGUAACGUCAAGGUAACCGUACGGUCCAAAUGUGGCCACGAUGUCUCGCUACCUUGCAAAGAUGCUGCCAACUAUGGAAAGGUUCUUGCACGUUGCAGAGCACCCUGCACGUCUACUCUGUCCUGCGAACACCCUUGCAAGGGCACCUGCGGAUCCUGCUUUCAGAACCGUUUUCACAAAAAAUGUUCCCAGAAGUGCGGCCGUGUAUUGGUGUGCGGACACGAGUGCAAGGAACCGUGCGCCAUGAACUGCCCUCCUUGCCGACUUAAGUGCGAAAACGAAUGCCAGCACAGUCGUUGCAGAAAGAAAUGCGGAGACAUCUGCGUGCCAUGCUCGGAAAGGUGUCUCUGGCAGUGUAAGCAUCAGAGGUGCGAACAGCUAUGUUGCCAACCGUGCUUACGCCCACCGUGCCAGAAGCCAUGCGAGAGGAUCCUCCCUCUAUGCAAACAUCCUUGCGUUGGAUUCUGCGGAGAGCCAUGUCCAAAACUGUGCAGGAUUUGCAACAGGGAGGAACUGACGUCCAUUUUCUUUGGCACCGAAGAGGAAGAAGACGCACGCUUCGUUCAGCUCGAAGACUGCGGACACGUCCUCGAGGAAUCCGGACUGACUAGCUGGAUGCAACAGUCGUCCGAUGCGAUCCAGGUGAAGACGUGUCCCAUGUGCAAAACGCCCAUACGCAAGAAUUUGCGUUACGCAAAUGUCGUCAAACAGUGUCUCGAAGGCAUCGAGAAGGUGAAACGAAAGGCAUUAAUGCCUUUGACCAAAGAGAAGGGGCAAGAACUGAGGCACAGACUAGCCCUCGUCUCACCCGACCUCCCGAAGCACCGUCUGGCAGAGCAAUUAGAAAGCAAAGAUACACUUCAGGCGAACAUAGAGAAUUUUGUGAGCUUCUUCGAAGACCUCUCCGCUGUGCACCACCAGCUCAGUUAUGUUUCCCUUCCGCCAGCCUAUGACUCGCAUCUCUGCGAGCGAAUCGCAAAUCUGCACAAAACCGCACUGGCUUUCGUACAGACCAGCUUCGAAGCGACACCGCAGCGGUUCCAAGACAUUGCGCAAGAAGUUUAUAGACUUAAACUUCUGGCAGAAGUCCUUAAAAUGGUCAAAACGUAUUCACAAAACGACAAAGUCACGACAUGUCUGACAGAAGCGCUCUCUCUCGUAACGACCAUCUUUCGUUUCGAACGUGACCAGGAUGUGAAAGAGCUUCUGCAACGGGCGCAGAAGUACGCCGGAGACGCCGUCAUCAAUGUCAGUGAUACCGAAAAGAGAGAAAUUUUAGGCGCAAUGGAUUUGUCUCGGGGACACUGGUAUCAGUGCCCCAAUGGUCAUGUUUACGCCAUCACUGAAUGCGGAGGAGCCAUGCAGGAAGGGAAAUGUAACGAAUGUGGAGCGAUAAUUGGUGGCGCGAGGCACGCUCUGCGCGCAGACAAUCGUGUGGCCACGGCUAUGGAUGGAGCUCAGCACCCGGCUUGGUCAGAAAUGAAUAACCUGGGAAACUUUGAACUGCUCCGGUUGUAAAUGCAGAUAGGACACACACACACAAAAAAAACAUGUUAGUCAGUGGCAUGCUCAGUCUGCACAUUCAGUGGUCGUGAUACAAAGUGGUUUUAGUGGCUUUAUUAAAAUUUUUUCGUUUAUUUGAAAUGCUGACGUACA